CUGCUGGCGCCCAUCGGGGACCCGGAGAAGGUGAUCUGCGUGGGGCUCAACUACCGCGACCACUGCCUGGAGCAGGACGUGAAGAUCCCCAAGGAGCCCAUCAUCUUCAGCAAGUUCCCCAGCGCCAUCAUCGGGCCCUUCGAUGACAUCAUACACCCCGAGGAGAGCAGCGAGGUGGACUGGGAGGUGGAGCUGGCCGCCGUCAUCGGGAAGAAGGGGAAGCACAUCGAGGAGUCGGCGGCGCUGGACCACGUCGUGGGCUUCACGGUGGCCAACGACGUCAGCGCCCGGGACUGGCAGAUGAAGAGGAAUGGGAGGCAGUGGCUGCUGGGGAAAACCUUCGACACCUUCUGUCCCCUGGGGCCGGCUCUUGUCACCAAGGAUGCGGUGGCAGAUGUCCACAACCUCGGCAUCCGCUGCAGCGUGAACGGGCAGGUGAUGCAGGACAGCAGCACCAGCCAGCUCAUCUUCAGGCUGCCCAAACUCAUCGCCUGGGUCUCCCGGUUUGUCACGCUGGUCCCCGGGGACAUCCUUCUGACAGGAACCCCUCCUGGCGUGGGGGCCUUUCGGAAGCCCCCCGUGUUC
This is a messenger RNA of Nipponia nippon (crested ibis), 585 nucleotides long. Lineage: Eukaryota; Metazoa; Chordata; Aves; Pelecaniformes; Threskiornithidae. The record is from RefSeq and is a predicted model, not a curated record.